Messenger RNA from Cavia porcellus (domestic guinea pig), 4116 nucleotides. RefSeq names its product Rho guanine nucleotide exchange factor 15 (gene Arhgef15). Gene Ontology annotation, biological process: activation of GTPase activity. The record is from RefSeq and is a predicted model, not a curated record. Gene Ontology annotation, molecular function: guanyl-nucleotide exchange factor activity. The transcript has 16 exons. NCBI's taxonomy places the organism in Eukaryota, Metazoa, Chordata, Mammalia, Rodentia, Caviidae. Bases 203 to 2719 code for a protein of 838 amino acids.
GGGGCUGAGGAAAAGGCUUCCUCUGUGGAGAUUGCAAUCUGGCCUGGGUUCCCGCCCCAGGAACACAGGAACCAUGUCGGAGACUGUGCUCUGCCUUUCUUGCUCCCAGGGGCAGGUACAACAGGCUGAAACCAGGCAUCCAAAAAAGAUAAGGGGAUGACUCCAGCAGAACGCCCCACCCCUUUGAAGAACUCAGAGGAAGAUGUCAGCCCAGUCCCUGCCUGCAGCAACACCCCCUGCCCAGAAACCCUCUCGGAUCGUCCGCCCCCGGCCGCCUUCCCGCCCACGGGCUCCCCACUCCCCAGGGCCUUCUCACAAUGGCUCUUCUCCACAGGCACUUCCCCGAACCCCCAGUGAUGCACUGGCUCCAGUGUGCACCCCCAUUUUCUGGGAACCCCCAGCCACAUCCCUGAAGCCCCCUGCCUUCCUGCCCCCAUCAGCUUCUAGAACCAGCCUCGACUCCCAGCCUUCCCCAGACUCACACUCCAGCACCCCCAGUCCAGGGUCCAGGCGCUCUGGCUCCCCAGAACCUGCUGUCUGUUCUCCAGUCCCCCCACCCAAGCCUUCUGGGUCACCCUGUGCACCUCUGCCCCUGCUCCCCGAGGAUGGGGGGCUGAAGCAAGAUGCUCCUGCCUCGGCCCCUGGCACCGUGCGAAGACUGGCAGGCAGGUUUGAAUGGGGGGCUGAAGACAGGGCCCAGGCUGCAGGCUCUCUGGAGCGGGGCCCCUCAGUGGGGGCAGACGUGAAUGGAGAGAGGAAGGAUGCUGCUGGCCACCCGCCCCAGGAGAAUGGUGCUCUGGAUGCUGUCCUGGCCUGCCCUCCUCGCUGCCCUUGUGUCUGCCACAUUGGCCAGCCUGGCCUGGAGCUCCGAUGGAUGCCCGUGGGCAGCUCCGAGGAUGGCCCCAGAGUGCCCUGCAGGGCCUCCCCGCUGCGCGCCUCCCGCUCCCGUCCUAACCCCCCCAGCGUCAGCCACCCCGCAGUCGUCCUCACUUCCUACCGCUCCACUGCUGAGCGCAAACCUCUGCCACCCCUCAAGCCCCCCAAGCCAACUAGGAUCAGACAGGACGCCGCCGUCUCUGAGGACCCCCCACAGCCAGAUCUCGAUUUGCCUUCUGAAGAUGGAAUCCAGACAGGGGACAACCCUGAUGGCGCUGCUCUGAAUCAGAACCCUUUCCCUGCAGCCACGGAGGGAAGGGAUGAGGAGGGGGCUGAGGGGCUGAAGGAGCAGAACUGGGAGCUGCCCCUGCAGGACGAACCUCUCUACCAGACCUACCGAGCAGCAGUGCUGUCAGAGGAGCUGUGGGGGGUUAGUGAGGACGGGGGUCCCUCUCCAGCAAAUCCCGGGGAAGCUCCCGCCUUUACACGACCACCCGGGCCUCGAAACACCCUGUGGCAGGAGCUUCCAGCUGUGCGAGCCAGUGGCCUCCUGGAGACGCUCAGCCCCCAGGAGAGGCGCAUGCAAGAGAGCCUGUUUGAGGUGGUGACCUCGGAGGCCUCCUACCUGCGCUCCCUGAGGCUGCUGACCGACACCUUCGUGCUGAGCCGGGCGCUCCGGGACACGCUCACCCCGAGGGAUCACCACACGCUCUUCUCCAACGUGCAGCGUGUCCAGGGAGUCAGCGAGCGGUUUCUAGGGACAUUACUGUCCCGGGUGCGUUCUUCCCCCCACAUCAGUGACCUGUGUGACGUGGUGCACACCCACGCGGUGGGGCCGUUCUCCGUGUACGUGGAUUACGUCCGGAACCAGCAGUAUCAGGAGGAGACCUACAGUCGCCUCAUGGACACGAACGUGCGCUUCUCCGCGGAGCUCCGGCGGCUGCAGAGCCUCCCCAAGUGCGAGCGGCUGCCGCUGCCCUCCUUCCUGCUGCUGCCCUUCCAGCGCAUCACCCGGCUCCGCAUGCUGCUGCAGAAUAUCCUGCGCCAGACGGAGGAGGGAUCCAGUCGCCAGGAAAACGCCCAGAAGGCCUUGGGUGCGGUCAGCAAGAUCAUCGAGCGCUGCAGCGCCGAGGUGGGGCGCAUGAAGCAGACGGAGGAGCUGAUCCGCCUCAGCCAGAGGCUGCGCUUCCACAAGGUCAAGGCGCUGCCGCUGGUCUCCUGGUCCCGGCGCCUGGAGUUGCAGGGGGAGCUGACGGAGUUAGGGUGCCGCCGUGGGGGCGUGCUCUUCACCUCCCGCCCCCGCUUCACUCCCCUCUGCCUGCUGCUCUUUAGUGACCUGCUGCUCAUCACUCAGCCCAAGAGUGGGCAGCGGCUGCAGGUUCUGGACUAUGCCCAUCGCUCCCUGGUGCAGGCCCAGCAGGUUCCAGACCCAUCUGGACCUCCUACGUUCCGCCUUUCCCUUCUCAGCAACCACCAGGGGCGCCCCACCCACCGGCUACUCCAAGCUUCCUCCCUGUCAGACAUGCAGCGCUGGCUGGGAGCCUUCCCUACUCCCGGUCCCCUGCCCUGCUCCCCAGACACCAUUUAUGAGGACUGUGACUGUUCCCAGGAACUGUGUUCAGAGCCAUCUCCGCCUGUCAAGACUGAGGGACCCGGUGUGGAGUCCAGAGCUCCUGCCAAGCAUCUGCACAAGAGUCCCGAGGGCUGGCUGAAGGGGCUUCCUGGGGCCUUUCCUGCGCAGCUGGUGUGUGAAGUCACAGGGGAACACGAACGGAGGAAGCACCUUCGUCGGCACCAGAGGCUUCUUGAGGCUAUGGAGCCCUCUUCGGGCACCCCCCAGUGACCCUUCACCCUAAUGCAGGCUGGGGAGGAGGCUGGCAGCGUGACACUGAAGGGGACAGAAACCAUCCAUCCAUCCAUUGGAUUCUCUGUCAGUGGAAACACUACCUCUAGUGACAGCCAAUCGGGACUGAGCUUCCAGAUGGAGCAGCCAAUGAAAAGGCCUCUGAGCUCACCGCAGUGAGGAUGAGGAUGGCUUCAGUGGUUGCCAGUGGAAACAGAGGCAAAGUAGAGAGCAGCUGAUGGGCACGGAGCUGGCUGAGUCCCUGGCAAGUGGGUAUCCUUGCUACGUUCAUAGCCAAGGAAGACACCGAUGGACCAAUUCAGUUCAAACCAAAGCAAACCACUGAUACAGAGAUAAAGUCCUACAGCCAACAGAGAUGAUCGGAGACCUGUCCAGCCACAGAAGAUCAUGAUCCGGGCCCAAGAGACCAGCGGUCACUCGGCUUGUUUCUACAACCGCCACCAGUUCUGCGCUGGAGUCUGAGAAGUGUUAGGUUUCAUUCCUAGGAUACCGCCUGUGCCCUCUCAAGUCAUUUCCUCACUUCAGAAGAAUCCCGCACCUGUGUCUCAAAGCCUCUGUGUCUGUGCACCUGUGAGGUAUCAGGGAAGGCUGUUCUGCCGAUCAGGGGAUGUGUGGUGGGAAAGGCAUUAGGUCUGAGUUCAGGAAGAGCAUAUUCUGGGUGUAGCUUGGCGAGGAGGCCAAUCUGAGGGUGAAAGUCGUGGACUGGGUCUCUUGUGGCACAGGGUUCCAUGACAGCUGGACGGUGAUGCUGUGGAGUGGUCAAGCAACCUGGCAAAGGAGCUCAGGGGCAGAAAGUGGCCAGAAGCUGGGGCUCAGACCCUUAAACCUCCACACCAUUCUCUGCCCCAAACCCUGGUCUCCACAGUCCCACUUUGCAUGUCCCCCAACUUGGAUUAUUAUCAUUUAGCAACCUCAGUCUUGGGCCGAAGAACAUUCUAGAUCCCAGGUUGGGUUGAAGACCUGGAAGCUGUGAAUCACAGGCUGGCUUCUUGCCUCUUCCCUGAUCCUCCCACAGAAUCAGGGGGCUGAACAGUGGAGAGCUGGAGGUGCUGCCCAGCCCAGAGCAGAGCAUCUGCUCCCAGAGGAGGUGAAGGCUGGACACAGCUGAGCAGACAGGUGCUGGGAGGUGGGGAGCCACGCCUGGAACAUGAGCUUCCCUAUUGAGGGCCAUCACCCCUUUCUUUCACCUCAUGCUUGGUGACUCGCCCAGGACAGAAACUGCCACGCAGACCACAGGACGUACAAGCAAUUUGGAGACUCAAAGGGAACAGGGUGCUGGCAUUCGGCAUGUCCACAACUUUGGAGAUUCGCCUAGUGCAGUGUCUGACAUGUGGAAACACUCAAUAAACGCUGGUGGAGUUGUGUGAGGCUCUUUA